This is a messenger RNA of Leptopilina boulardi, 1206 nucleotides long. RefSeq lists its product as uncharacterized. The record is from RefSeq and is a predicted model, not a curated record. NCBI's taxonomy places the organism in Eukaryota, Metazoa, Arthropoda, Insecta, Hymenoptera, Figitidae. Bases 184 to 1206 code for a protein of 340 amino acids. The transcript is spliced from 6 exons.
AAAUUUUGACAUUUCUUUGUAAUUUUCAUUCGUUAGAGGAAAUGGGAAAUAUAAUAUAUUUUGUAAUUUUUAAUUAGAAAUUGAGUUUUUUUUUUAAAUAUAUAUUAUUAAAAAAAAGGAAUAUGUUUUGCAUACAGUGAUAAUAUUUAUAUUUGUGAAUAUAAUGGACAUGAGGCAGACAAUAUGGAAGUUGAAAAGAGAAAAUAUGACGAGAAAGGAAAUUACAAAAGUAUGGACAUAAAAAAAUUAAAUAAAAGUUUGGUUCGCCGUACCCAUCCGUUGACUACUUCAUCGAAUGAAACUUCUCUCAUCAUCGACAAAAGACUCUGCAAUUAUGUGGCCUUGAUUCAAAACAAUGUUAUUCACAUGGAAAAUGAUGUAACUACUGGCCCAACUGAUUAUUGUGAAUUUUCGUAUUACAGAAGUAGUGAUUCGAUUUGUGAUAGUGUUUUAAAAAAAGAUGUUGCAGUGUCAUGUUCAAUUUUAGAGAAAAAUUCAAAUAUAAAUAUUUUAACAUCAACAAUUGACAAAUAUUUAUUGAAACAAAUUAAAAGUGAAUAUGGAGAAUUUAGAAAAUAUUUGCAAAAUUUAACAAAAAACUAUAAAAGAAAAUCGUUGAAUAUCAAAAAUACAAGAAAACAAGCAGUGGCAACGGAAUACGUUGAUAAAAAUGGAAAUAUUUGUUUAAAACUAAGAGUAAAAAAUUUUCAGCCUACUCCAAUGAAAAAAGAAAAUUCUAUUAAAAAUAUUAUGUCAAUUUUCUUUGAUUCGUGGAAUUUUUUGUUUCCGAGACAAGAAAGGAAGGAAAAUGUUAAAGAAAAACUUGCACCACUUGUACAAGAUAUGAUUCAAGAUUGGAAUGACAAGUCAUUGUCAAAAAAGUCAAAAAAUAUAAUGAUACAUCAUUCAAAACGUGGGAGAUAUCUUAAUGCUUUAUGUAUUGUUUUAGUUGGUGGUUCUUUCAUUCAUUUUAUGACAAGGCCACUAAUGGGAUUUGAAACUGAAUUUUCACAAAAAUCCUGUUUGUGUAUAACUUAUUAUCCAUUUGAUCUUCAAGAAUCAUCAAACAUUGAAUUAGCUUAUUUGUUGCAAUUAUUUUUAACAGGCUAUGCAAUUGCUGCAUCGAUAAGUGUUAAUAAUUUUUUAACUCUCAUUGUUUUUCAUUUAUGUGGACAAUUACAACUCAAUGAUUUCUCAACAGUAUAA